AUGGCGGGGGCGAAGGGAUAUAAAAGGCGGCGGGGCGGGCCCUGGGGCCCGGCAGAAUGGGGUGCGGCGGGGUUAGGGCUGGGCAAGGAAGCGGAACGGGACGUGGAACCCAGCCAGAUGCCCAGGAGGAAGGAGGUGCCGGCGCUGGGCAGCCUUUGCCUGCAGAGCCUGGUCCAGCACAUGCAGAGCGUCUGGGUGAAGGACUACAGCGAGAACUACCUGGAUGAGUACCAGUUCCGCUUCGUCAUGGGGCCCUUUAAUGACCUGGCUAGCAGUUUGGUGCAGGACCUGAUCCGGCUGCUGGGUGAGAGCCGGCGCCUGACACGGGCAGCACUCCACCUGCUCCUGCUGCCUCACCUGCGGGAGCUGAGCCUGCGCCCUUGCUCUGGCCUCGCCAGCAAUGCCAUCGGCCAGCUCGUCGCCCUGCGCUGCAAGAGCCUUAGCUCCCUGGACCUGCAUGGCUGCAGCCGACUAUCGGCGGACAUGCUGGUGGACCUGGUGGAGGGGCUGCCACAGCUGAACCGCCUGGGGCUGGCGGAGACGCAGGCCAAUGUCCAGGUGCUCUCAGCCGUUGGCUCCUGCUGCCGGUGCCUGCAGGAGCUGGACGUGUCCCACUGCAAGAAGGUGUCCCCGCGCGCCCUGCAGCACCUGGCCUAUGACCCGCUGGCACAGUCCCCCUGCUGCCCCGUGCUCCGCAUCCUGCUGGCCCGCGGCCUGGAGCCCAUGGAAGAUGGCGGCAUGGUUGCGGCACUGGCCUUCCUGCUGCUGGCCCUGCCGUGCCUGAAGUUCCUGGCCCACAGCGCUGUGCCGGAUGCCCUUCGCCUCCUCCACAGUUGGCAGCUGGACGGUAUGGGGGACACCAAGGGCUUCCCCUCACUGGAGGAGCUGGGGCGGCGGCGGGGGGCUGCCCCAGGGGGGCCCUGGCUCACCCUGCCCCUGCGGCAGGUGGAGGAGGUGGAGGAGCCCGCCCUGGCUGCCAUCCAUGCCAUCUGUCCCCAGGCCGAAGAGGUCAGCGUGUGGCUCGGGGACGGCCCAGCAGGCGGCUGGGAGCUGCUGGGCUGGGGCCGCCUAGCCCGGCUGACCCUGGGCUGUGCUGGGCGGCAGGGCCGGGUGCUGGCAGAGGUGCUGCCGCUGGUGCAGAGGCUGGGCCCCCGCCUGCAGACCCUGGCCCUGCACGGCUUCUGCUGCCAGGAUGAGCUCUCCUUGGCCACCCUCCUCGCCAGCUGCCCUGGCCUGCAGGCCUUCAGCGCUGAGCUGCAUGCCCCGCCAGACACCGACCCCAACAGGGAGACCCUGGCCGAGCCACCCCACUGGGACACUGACCUGCUGCCCCACCACCUCCCCCAGCUCCAGAGCUUCUCCCUGGCCCUGGCUGGCACCACUGGCAUCUUCUCGGCCCAGCAUGGGCUGGCACUGCGUGCCACGCUAGCCUCACUGCUGUGCCAUGCCCCGCACCUACAGACCCUCCGGCUGCUCGGCGUCCCCUUCCCACUGGACUCGGUGUUUGAGACGGUGCUGGCGGCACCAGGGCUGCCCCUGCUUGAGCUGCAGGAGCUCUCGCUGGCCAAGAGCCAGGUGUCCAGCCAGACUGUAUGGCUGCUGCUGGCCUCUGAGGGCCACCUGCGCCGCCUGGACCUGUCCCACUGCCAGGACAUCCACCGGCGGGACUACGACGGCUUCCUGCAGGCAGUGCGGAAACAGCGGCUGGAUCUGGACAUCGCCUGGGAGUAG
Haliaeetus leucocephalus (bald eagle) is the source of this 1731-nucleotide messenger RNA. RefSeq lists its product as uncharacterized. Lineage: Eukaryota; Metazoa; Chordata; Aves; Accipitriformes; Accipitridae. The transcript has 4 exons. Gene Ontology annotation, biological process: SCF-dependent proteasomal ubiquitin-dependent protein catabolic process. Gene Ontology annotation, cellular component: SCF ubiquitin ligase complex. The record is from RefSeq and is a predicted model, not a curated record. Bases 1 to 1731 code for a protein of 576 amino acids.